Messenger RNA from Falco peregrinus (peregrine falcon), 7979 nucleotides. RefSeq names its product protein-glutamine gamma-glutamyltransferase 6-like. Gene Ontology annotation, molecular function: protein-glutamine gamma-glutamyltransferase activity. The transcript is spliced from 12 exons. Lineage: Eukaryota; Metazoa; Chordata; Aves; Falconiformes; Falconidae. Bases 4119 to 6287 code for a protein of 722 amino acids. Gene Ontology annotation, biological process: peptide cross-linking. The record is from RefSeq and is a predicted model, not a curated record.
GAGAGUCUGAUGCAUCCAGAUAGGAUCACAAAUUCUUACCAAAAAAGUUACACAAGAAACCAUAAGAAGAACUUUAGACUCCUUUUUCGUAAAUAAAUUUAAGCUGCAGGUAAUUCAUUUCCCUUUUUGAUUGCUGGCAAUCUUAUUAUCAAUGUGGAAACAAAACAGAAAACAGCAACAGACAAAAAAAGGUGCAAUGUAGACACAUGGAGGUGAGUGAUACGAGGGAUCACCCCUUUGCCCUUCACUCCUCUGUCACAGCCCACCAACAGUUCAGAACAGCAUGCAACGUCCUCUCAGGACAAAUUGGCAGGGCACGUUUCUAGGUACGUUGUGACACUGGAUGAGGGAGAAGAGAGUACAAGGGAGCUUCAGGAGAGUAUCUAUAAUUAGAGUGGGCAGGGCUUACACCAGAAGAACAGCUCUGUGACCUCCUCCAGAGCCCAACUGAAGAUGCCAUGCUGAGCAACUACAGAGAUACUACACACAUGUAUUACAAAUGCCAAACCAUAAUGUAAAAUUAUUAAAAGGAGAGCCAGCCACUAAACACUCCUCUUUACUCAAUAAGACUCCCUGAUGCACAGGUGAACGCAUAACAAUGUCCUCUCAGUGGCAUUAUUGCUUCUUACAUAAGAAAUGCAUAUCAUAGGUAAUCAUGUCAGGAACAGAUAAUGGGAACGUCACAAUUCUGCUUCUAGGAAAGGACAAAUUAUAUGCAAUGAUGUGAAAGAUCUUCAGGUAGACAUGCCUUAAGAAAAAAAAAAGUGAUUUAAACUAUGCUACUGAGUGACAGUAAGACUAACACUACAAAUCUACUUAGAUCACUGCAUGUCCCAUACGUCCAUAUUAUACAAUAUGUAUAUUUGUCUAUACCUGCCCUCUGUACAUAGUCUCCAAAAACCUAAACAGACACAAACCACCCAAAAAUAAGUUUCUCCUGUCUAUUUAAGGCUGUAUUUCUUUUGUUAGAUCAAAUUUGGGAUGUUUUCCUUUCUUAGUAGUUAAGAUACCAGAAUACUGUUUAUCAUAUUUCCUCAGCCAUUCACCAGUUUUAAAUAAGCAUAAUUGGAUACAAGAUUGUGUAAUUAAAGCAAUCAUAAGUAGAUGCUCACAUAGGUCAUUACUACAAAAGCAGUAACUAGCAACCACAGGUCACACCCAGCUUGUAUAAACUCUAGCUUACGUACUGAAGAGUCCUAAGACUUUUGUUACUGAUGCUGGUGGAAGAGGAUUCAGAGUGUUCUGGCAUGCUUUUGAAUCUAUAACCUGAACUACACACAAGUGUGGAAAAGAAGAAAGAAACCUUAUGGCAGGUAAGUUAAAACCAGCCUGGUUGCUCCAGACAUCAUUUUUCCAAAAGAGAUGAGUGACACUUGCUGAGGAAACAGGAUAAAUUAUAUCUAGUUGUUCUCUUGGAAAUUUAGCCCUAUUUAAGUUAAAUGCAUUUACGGGUUAUUCUACGAGAACUGAUUUUCUUUUUUUUUUCUUUUUUUUUUUUUCUUCUUUUUUUAAAGUAUCAUGCUUCUUGAACAGUCUUUUUUCCUGUAACAGAAAGAGAGUAAGGAAAUAUUUUUCUAUCAUAUUAAUUAAUUAUUCUAUACAGUGCUUUUGCAGCCACCUAAUCAACACUGUUGGCUCGUGAUUUGGGCAUCAAACUGCCACACAGAAGUCCCAGGUUCUAAUUUCUCCCUAAUAUCAAACUGAUGUCUGGCCUCAGACAGGUCACUUUAUGGCCUCUGGGCACCUGUGUUUGCUCCCUACAGAGUGGCUAUGUUAGCCUGCAUGCUGCUUUGUCAAAGUGCAGUCCCAGUGUCUACGUGUUAUAUUGUACUUGCUCUCACUCUCCUGCUGGCUGGAAAGAUCUCUAGUUUGAAAGAGGUGUCAUAUAAUAUACCUGCACAUAGAGAGUCUAUCUAAAAUUUAGCCUAAGAAUUUUCCUGUUAUAGCUUCAGUUUUCUGUCAGAGGCAAGAACCCUGUAUGCAUAACGCUCAGCAUUUUCAGCGGUGAUCACAGAUAAUGUAGGGUUUUGCUUAUGAGCAUGCUCCUAAUGUCUAUCCAUUACAGGAUAAACAUCCAAACAAGUUUUUAGAAGUUUGUCCAAUUGUACAUUGACAAGAUAACUGCAAAUAUGUUCUUCCAACACAGAGAUACUGAAAGCAGAAAAAGAAAUUGUAAGAUUCAAAUUGAUAUCGUGAAGAUGAAAACAAGGAGAAAUCUGAAGUACACAUUAACAAAAGACUGGUAUCAGGCUUUAUUGUGCUUUUGCCCCAGAUACAUAAAUUGGGUUUUGCUGAUCUCCCGCCCAUAUUCACUAGAAAUGCCUACAUAACUACAGGCUUCACAGAGCAAACCAAACUAUUGAUGCAGUAACUUCUCAGAGCUAACCAAUGCUAGCCACUGCUUUUUUUCUUUCCUACUUCUCCAGGUGUCCCCUUUUACUCUGUUGUACAUCUGGCUUCGCCUGUGACACUCCACUCUGGAAGGCUUAGCUCCUUAAAAGUCAGAGUCUCACUAGUAUCAAACCCGUGGCUCAGUUGCUAUUAAGCCCUAUAUGUGCUACAUUUUUAUUUGCAGACAUCCAAAAUGCUCUUAGUUAUUGCUGCACAAGUAACGACAUGCAUGCUCCCUGCCCUGAUAAGCCUGGACAUUUAACUUGCACAGUUCGGGAUACACAGUGGUCGGAUAUACAUGGGUAAAGUGCUGCAAGGCUAACUUCUUUUCAAACUCUGAACCCAAGUGUCCUUCAGAAACACAUUCUAAUUCACUCUUAAGUUAGAGGACUUGCUGUUAGGAAUGCUGUGUUGUGUAGGUCCUUUUCAGUAACACAUAUUUAAGUCAGGAAAACAAAGUGAUGGUGCAAGCGAGAAACUUUCUAGACAUGUUACAUUAUGAGACUCAAACAUCACGCUCCUACCAAUGGAAUUUAUUUUUCUCCAGGUGACAUAUCUGAAACAAGAUCCUUCACUUAACUGGAAACACUGAAACAUGUUUAUGCUCACAGACUACAGGAAAGCAACUUGCUCCAGACCCUUACUGCAGCCUUAGAACUGCAUGUGUACGUUCACAUUUCUUCCAAAGAGAUGAUAAAAGUACAGUUAUGACAUCAAGACUUCACAGAAUAUAAUUCUGUGCUGCAAACAGCAGAAAACUCAAACCCCACCCCCUCUAUUUCUAUAGUAGAACCACACAGACUCCCUCAGAAAUCAACCUCAUUCUAAGUGACUCAAGGUAGUGCUAUCCAAGACCUGUAUCAUAGUUCAGUGAAAUGAUGGAAGUGUUGCUUACAGCACUAUUAGUCUGCAAAGGGUUAACAUGCUCUAGUUGUGGUAGGAAAUCUUCAAGUGAAAUUCCUCUGGAACAUCAUACUGGGGAAGAGCACUUCUCAAACACGUGUCCACAGAGGGAUCUCUAUUUUUUUAGACUUUGUUUUGCUUUGUUGUUGUUGUUUAACUGAUAGAGGAAAAAGAAAUGUUGAAAGCUUUCAUAAGCUGUGCUUCAGUAUGCCAUUUUCAAUAGUAGGAACCUAUCAUAAUACAGCAGAGCAACCCAUAGCACCACCUCAAGAUAUACCACUCAAUCCCAUUGUUCAUCCUCUGCUGGUUAUCUUUUUCCAAGAGAGCAUGCAGUAACACCCAGCUUCAAGAAAAAGACUGUAAAUUAACUGAGAUACAAGAAAGGUGAGAAGAUAAUGGGCAAGUUUGACAAUGAAGAUACUAGCCUUCUAUCCAUCAUCUGUCAUACAGUGUUCCCAGGAUCAGGCAUGCACUUGCUCAUGAGAGUUUUAAUAGUUUUUUCUGUACACCUGUAAAGCAUUCUGGGAUCCCCACAGAAAGAGCGGGAACAUGGUGGAACAUAACAGUCUCUUCAAACUUUAAUCUAAAUACCAUAGGGGUUUUAUUUAUUUAUUUUUAAAAUGAAAGAUGAAUCAAAGAUUAAUUAUCUAAAUGGGUGUUCUUUCUGUCUCUGAAAGAUGCCUGAAGGUAAAAUAUUUUAGCUGCUCCUCCAAGUUGUUUAUUUUGCAAUUUUUAACAACAACGGAUUUCUCUGUUUUCCUAGAGCAUGUAACUCCAGCUAUACAUAAAUAUAAUAAAAUUACUACAAUAGACAAGCUGAAGAGAUGUACAAGUUUGAAGGAAGAGUGUUUUUAAUUGACUUGCCUUGUGUCUUUCUAGCCCUGAAAAUAGAAAAUGUCAAUUGGCACCCCAAACUGAAUAAAGCUGCACACCACACCUCUGAUUACAGCAGCACAGAAGCAAUCUUGAGGAGAGGACAGGCCUUCAACAUCACUCUAAACCUCCAAACAACAGUGCAGGCUUGGGACAACCUCAGCUUUAUUGCAAGCACAGGACCAUCUCCAACAGAAUCUCAGCAGACCAAGGUCGUAUUUAACCUUUCUGAGGAGAGUGCCAGUGGCUGGAGCGCCGUGCUGGAGCCCAGUGAGCCUGGCUGCAUGAACCUCGCAAUAUCCAGCCCAGCCAAUGCUGUCAUUGGACGAUACAAACUCAAACUCCAAAUUGUUUCGGGGAACAAGGUCUCUUCAACGCUCCUGGGCCAGUUUGUGCUACUUUUCAAUCCCUGGUGUCCAAAUGAUGAUGUCUUUAUGGCUAAUGCAAAGGAGCGACAGGAGUACGUCCUGAAUGACAGUGGAAUCAUAUUUCAGGGACUGGAAAAAUAUAUUCAACAAGAAGCUUGGAACUACGGACAGUUUGAAGAGGAUAUUCUUGAUAUCUCUCUGGCUAUACUGGAUCGAAGCCUGAACCACCGCCAAGAUCCAGCUCUUGAUGUAUCCAACCGAAACAAUCCUGUCUAUGUGAGCAGGGUUAUCAGUGCUAUGGUUAACAGCAAUGAUGAAAAAGGAGUAGUGGAAGGGAAGUGGAAUGGAAAGUACCGCUCAGGAACCAACCCCUUGCAGUGGAGUGGAAGCGUGACCAUCCUUCGAAAGUGGUACAGGGGGAGAUACAAACCAGUCCGGUAUGGCCAGUGCUGGGUCUUUGCAGGAGUCAUGUGCACAGUUCUGAGAUGCUUGGGAAUACCUACUCGUGUUAUUACAAACUUCAACUCUGCCCAUGACAGGAAUAUAAAUCUGAGUAUUGAUAAGUACAUUGACAUUUCUGGAAAGACUCUGCACUUCACUGAAGACAGUGUGUGGAAUUUCCAUGUCUGGAAUGAAAGCUGGUUCAUUAGAAGAGAUCUUGGCUCUUUUUAUGAUGGAUGGCAGGUUCUGGAUGCAACACCCCAGGAAACAAGUAAAGGCAUAUAUCAGUGUGGCCCUGCCUCCACCAAAGCCAUUAAGGAAGGGGAUGUGAACCUGGAUUAUGACAGCUCAUUUGUGUUUGCAGCAGUGAAUGCUGACUAUGUUACUUGGAUUCACUAUAGCAACAAAAGAAAAGAGAGAAUUUAUUCUGAUACUAGGAAGAUUGGAAAAUUUAUCAGCACCAAAGCAGUGGGCUCCAAUUCCCGUGUGGAUGUCACUGCUAAUUACAAAUAUCCAGAAGGAUCCUUGAAAGAAAGGCAGGUGUAUAAAAAAGCACUGAAGCUGCUUGGUGUGAGAAGCACUGGAAAAAAGGCCAAAAUGAGAAGAUCUAGAAGACGACCUUCAGUAGCACAGAGGCAAAAUACGACACAGCCUGCACAAAAACCCAGCAUCUCAGGGAAGGUGAUCCUUGAUGCAUCUCCUGUAAUUGGCCAGGAUAUCCUCCUCACCUUUGCACUCAGGAACUUGCUCUCCGAUUUCAAGACCAUAAAGGUUAAACUGAGGGCUUCAGCCAUUCUCUACACAAGAAAACCAAAAGCAGAGAUUUUGCACUUGUCUAGGUCUAUUAAACUUGGAUCCAAAGAAGUGAAAGAGAUUCCAUUCAAGAUCUCCUAUUCCCAGUACAAAAACUCUCUGACGGAUGACAGGAAGAUCCUAGUGACUGCUGUCUGUGAAACCAAACAGGGAGCCUCACUUCUAGUAGAGCAGGAUAUUGUACUUCAGGAUCCUUUUCUCACCAUCAAGGUCCUUGGUCCAACAGUAGUACACAAGGCUGUUGAUGUGCAGGUUACAUUCACCAACCCACUGUCUGAAGUGGUGACAGACUGUGUGCUGAGAGCAGAGGGUAGUGGCCUGAUCAAAGAGCAACUCAGAAUCAACGUGGCAAGAAUGGCCCCCAUGGAGAGCUCAACAGUUCAAUUUGAAAUCAUUCCCUACAAAAGUGGCACCAGGCAGCUUCAGGUGGACUUGGUUUGCAUCCAUUUUUCAGAUAUUAAGGGAUUUGUGAUGCUUGAUGUGGCUCCUGUGCAAUGAUAUAACCUGUACAUCCAUUCAGUUUUGUCUCUGUUUAUGAGGUUGGUGCAGUGUUCGUACAUUAUUAUGACUGGGACCACAGAAUGCAGACUACUCAGCCAAAGUAAAGUGAUGUAAUAUGAAUAGAAAUUAAUAAAAAGGUACUAUAUACUAUACUGUAAAGACAGCGUCAUCUUCUUCAUUCCCUAACAUGGUUUAUGGACCUUCAUGAAUAGAAUUACUAGUGGAAAUGAUUAUAUAAUUUCACUUGAAGGAGAGGAUCAAGUGUGAUGGUUUUCCACAUCAGAGCCUGUAGCCAUGACAGCAGCUAAAUUUCCAAGGAACAUCAUUAAAAAACACUGGUUUCAUAAGCUUCAUUGAUUAUAAUUUAAUUAUAUUCACCAAAUUAAAGUUUUAUUCAGCAACAGCCAAGAUACUAUCCAAGUAGCUGACAUAAAUCAAUUCUAGAAUUAAAUUUAUGAUUUCAUCUAAUUAGUAGAAGAAAAAUACAGCAGUAGGAUAUGGCACCAUUACAACAGAACUCUCUUCUUAUGACUGGAAAAAUGAGAAGCUAUUCAAUAAACAAUACUCUUUAAUUCGCAGUUUCCCUAUUCAAAUAAUGACUUAAUCAUGUGAUAAAUUAUAAAUAAUGAAAUAUUUUCCAAGAAAUGACUGGCAGUAACAGGACAAAAGAAACACAUCCUGGACCAAGGAGUGGCAAACACUAGAGCAUCUGAAAUAGUAACAGGCUGGAACAGCCGUUCCUGAAAACAGGAAUGAAGGAGAACAUCAUUAAACAGUAAAUAGGUGACCUGUCAUCUGGACUAAGACACAUUUAUUUACACACAUAGCUCCUAACAUAAGUCUUAAACUUCCAUUUGCUAACGUCUCCUUCUUCUAUCAAUCACAUAUGCAAAAGUAGCACUCCUAGUUUUAUUUAACACAGUGUAAUCUUUAGAGAUACAUUAUUUAUGUAGUUGCACGGAUAUACACAGCAUUCUUUUAAAAGAUGCAGCAAAAAAAGUCUUUGCCCCAGUUGACUCUUUUUUUAAUGAGCACUAAAGGGAAAAUAUAAAGAACUUUUAGACGUGGUUAGAUCUUUAGGACAUGAGAAAUUUUAACAAUUCACAGGAACAGAGAAUGUUGAACUCAAAUCAUUCUGCCUUCAUCUAAACAAAAUGCAUUUGGCUUCCCUGACUCUAAAAGAACAUGGCUGCAAAUAGCCCUAUGCAGUGGUGGAGCCACAAAUGCCAGAGCAGCUCCCAAUAACUCAGAAAAAAAGAAGAAAAAAGAAGUUAGUUUUAAAAAGAGUUUACAGGAGAGGAAAAACUGGUUCCUGUUCCCAUUAAACAGAAAGAGAGAAAAAAAUGCAGCUGAUGUAAUGAAUAAGUAAAUUUCUCAAUACAUUGCCAUCUUAGGUUCUCAGUUUCAUGAAGUAGCUCCAGAAACAGUUCCAGACAAAGCCAAAACUGAUACCUAUACUGUUCUGUUUAUAGAAAUUAUCUAAAUACUUUCUAUUAUAACUUUUCUAACUUAAGCACAGCUAAGAGCUUUCCGGACUUAAAUGUAACUCUGAGGCUGACUGUUACGUUUUUUUUUUUUAUUUGCAUAUAUAUAUAUAUAUGCGCAAUAUAUAAAACUGCAUUUUAAACACAAACUAUGGACAAGACAAAGGUGCCAAUUUGGAAGACUUACUGCAGGAAAAAAAGACUG